AUGCGCGAACCAGGAUACACGUCGUCCACUUCAAUCGAACCCAACAAUCGAAACGGCCCAAGCCUACCUCCGAAUGCCGACCUCAGUAUCAUAAUGACACUUGAGAGCAAACCCCGGCGCUGUACGAAGAAGUAUCGCGCGAUCAAGCGGCCUGACGGUAUCAUCGUCGAGCAUCCUCGAUAUCGACCAGCAGGCACGUUGCAGAAGCCCACAAGGAAUCCCGAACGGAACUUGGUCUCGUCAAAUCACGUCAGUACACAACACAAGCACACACAAGGAGCAAGCCCAAAUGAUAUAAGGUACGACCUCGUGGGCAUGGGCAUGAGCAUGGGCAUGGGCACAUCUGUCUUCGUCGUACCCGUCGAAGAUACGGGCCGUGACAGCUACCCUAUGCUGAGGGGAGGGAGGGGAGGAUACAACGAGGUUGCACGCGAGCUCACUCCUGUUCAUUCCAUGGCCAACGAGUGCAAACAGCAGUCCUGUGACGACUUUACCCCGAUAGCUCGCUUCCUUAGCGAGCGAGGGCCCUGGAGUCCUUACUCUUCUCGAGAAGAUACAGGAAAAGACCAUGGUUCCUACUCGGCUGCAGCUUCGUCAAUGUUAGUGUCAAAAAGGAAGCUGUUCUUCGAGUCGAAAGAUCUGGGCUUCACUGAAGGAUAUGCUGUGUUGUUUGGUAACUCCCCCCAAGUUCCCAAUACCAUUACCAACGAGGACAAGAAUCUCAGCUUCGGCGCCAUUGUCCAUCGCCGUCUCAACUUCUUCUUAAAGAAUGAUCAAUUCCGUCGCAAGCUACCUGUUCUGAUAUCCGACACAAAGCAUGCUCUCGAAGCCAUCAAGAACGAGCCCAGCGGCCGUACCAAUCCCUUCGAGAGCCUGUAUCGCAUCGUCUUCCGCCUCACCAUCAGCAUGGUAGCCGCUACUGAGAUUGCAGAAGACCCUCAGAUACUAGAGAAGGUUCUCAAGAUGUUUGAGAUGAUUGAAAGCAGCGCUACUGCUACGUCAGUCUUGUUCCCGAAGUUCCCUUCACCGGCUCUCAUGAAGCGGACCUACGCAGGAGCGCAACUCUAUACGAUGAUCGACAAAAUCGUCAAGAAGCGUGCGGCGAGCGGCGAGAAGCACGAUGAUGCGCUGCAGUACUUGCUGGAUCAGGGUGAUCGCGCCGAGAGAGUCGCUCAGUUCGUCGUUGGAGCGUUGUUCGCUGGUUUACUCAACAGCGGUAUCAACGUAAUGCCCUAUCUCGCGACCUCAAGCGAGUGGCUCGCCAAAGCGAACGACGAAGUCCGCAGUAAUGCGGCGAGGUACGCUAAGAACCCGAACGGACCCUUGCUCCAGCAGCUCGACGACGUACCUAUAGAGGCACGAGAAGCAGAGUUUCCAGUCAUCGACAUGUAUCUGGGAGACUCUCUACGUCUAAACCUGCUCGGCACGGCGUUCAGGCGGAACAUCAGUGGCAAAAGUAUACACACGGGUAACGGCGACGAAAUCAUCCCACCCGGCGCAUUCGUUACAUAA
Alternaria rosae is the source of this 1512-nucleotide messenger RNA. RefSeq lists its product as uncharacterized. Bases 1 to 1512 code for a protein of 503 amino acids. The record is from RefSeq and is a predicted model, not a curated record. The transcript has 3 exons. NCBI's taxonomy places the organism in Eukaryota, Fungi, Ascomycota, Dothideomycetes, Pleosporales, Pleosporaceae. Gene Ontology annotation, molecular function: heme binding; monooxygenase activity; oxidoreductase activity, acting on paired donors, with incorporation or reduction of molecular oxygen.